Messenger RNA from Mycotypha africana, 1284 nucleotides. RefSeq names its product lysozyme-like domain-containing protein. Gene Ontology annotation, cellular component: extracellular region. The annotation marks the transcript as partial. Gene Ontology annotation, biological process: carbohydrate metabolic process. Gene Ontology annotation, molecular function: chitosanase activity. The transcript has a single exon. NCBI's taxonomy places the organism in Eukaryota, Fungi, Mucoromycota, Mucoromycetes, Mucorales, Mycotyphaceae. The record is from RefSeq and is a predicted model, not a curated record.
UUUUUUUUUUUUUUUUUUUUUUUCCCCACUCAUGUCUCACCAUCCUGAUGUGCCCGUCGCAUGUAUCCUUGCCCUUCAUUGGAUAGAUUCUAUGAUAUCAGUCAUUUACCCCAUGGACAGAUAGAUGAACACACAAAGACCAUGGCCAUUUUAAUCACCAAUGUGUAAGUUUUGUAUUUUUGAGUGGUGGUGGGGGGAGGGGGUUCCUGAAACGAAAAUCAACAGAAACUGACAAAGGAAGGGGGAUAGGUUUGAAAAUGGAAAUACCAAGAUGGGUUUUGCCGUAAGUGAAAAACUAUAUCAGAAGGAGUGAAAAAAAACAGGAGGAGGACUCACGAGAUCAAGCAUGGUUUCAUUAGGCUGCAGAAAAAUUGGGUGAUUGUCGAGGUUAUACAAGGUAAAAGAGAAAGAGAAAGAGAAAGAGAAAGAGAAAGCCGCCCGCCGCCCCCACUCCGGAUCACUCAUCGUUGUUUGUUUGUUUGUAAUGGAUGGAUAGUGGUUAUAUUGGAUUCACCACAGGUACCAAUGACGCUUAUGCCGUGGUCAAAGAAUACGUGCGGCGUCAACCUUUCGCUCCCCUCGCUUACUACUUGAGCGCGCUUGAAAGACUGACGACGUAUGGCUUUGGUGAUCCCCAGCGAGACGACACGAGCCAGCUCCCACAAUUUCCUGAAGCUUGGAGGAAUGCAGCGUGUUCGGAUCCUGUCUUUAUCCAGACGCAACUCGACGUAGGAGAGGCCAUGUAUUUGCAACCCGCGUUAAGAUAUGCGGCGAGUGCUGGCGUCACAUCCAACCUUGGCAAAGCCAUCUUUUACGACACGAUUGUUCAACAUGGCUGGCAAUAUGUCGAGCCCUACAUUAACCUGCCGCGUCUCUUGGCCCUGACGGGCCCCAAAAGAGCAGGCGAGUCCGAAAAGGACUAUUUGACGCGGUUCUUGACCACACGUCGUCAGUUGGUGUGUUGUUAUCCGGGUGGUGUCUGGAAUGAUUCGGCGGAUAGAAUGCAAGAUUGGCAGACCGUGGUGAAUCAAUGGGAGCAGACCCAGGACUUGAGAAACAGGGUCGUCUUGCCUAUUUACGGUGCAUCCGUCACCGGCAACGAAGACAUUCAUGUCGAUAGUCAGCGCUGUAGAGGAACAAGAAGGAACAGCCACCCCAGGCUACCCGAGUCUAUUUCUGUUUCUCUUCCUACGACGUGCGAUCGUAGAUAAGCCUUAUUGUCUGUAAAAUAAUUUAGCCCAGGGGAAAAAAAAUAGAUUUUCUCUUUUUUUUUUUUUUUUUUUU